Myripristis murdjan (pinecone soldierfish) is the source of this 6253-nucleotide messenger RNA. It is a transcript of the gene kdm5c, whose product is annotated as lysine demethylase 5C. Gene Ontology annotation, cellular component: chromatin; nucleus. Gene Ontology annotation, molecular function: histone H3K4me/H3K4me2/H3K4me3 demethylase activity; DNA binding. Gene Ontology annotation, biological process: regulation of DNA-templated transcription; chromatin remodeling. The record is from RefSeq and is a predicted model, not a curated record. NCBI's taxonomy places the organism in Eukaryota, Metazoa, Chordata, Actinopteri, Holocentriformes, Holocentridae. The transcript has 29 exons. The coding region runs from base 364 to 5160 and encodes 1598 amino acids.
UGCGGCCGUGAGAAAAAAACUAAGAUGGCGUCUCGUUAAGAAAGAUAGGGUGGCCCGAGGAUAGUGAUGAUGAUGAUCGGAAAAUGAUUGAUAGUUGCACUACUGACCAAGUGUGAGACUCACAUUUACCAUCCAAAUGUUCCUCUGGUGUUAAUGCUUCUCACUUGUGUGUUUGCCGGAGCGGAGUUAUAUGGAGAAGUGAGGCUGAAAACGGUCAACUUUGCUAGCGAGCGUUAGCUAGCCAACUGGAUCAGGCACAGCUGGCCAACGUUAGCUAACCACCAGUCAUCCAAACAACAACAGAGGAAGGAGAGUUUCCACCAACCCUAUCAUUCCCCUGGACAUCGAGGUGUCUACGGGGCGAUGGAAGGGGAAGAGUUUGUGCCUCCUCCGGAGUGCCCAGUAUUUGAACCAUCAUGGGAGGAGUUUCAGGAUCCCUUGGGCUAUAUUGCCAAGAUCCGUCCAAUUGCAGAGAAAUCUGGAAUCUGCAAGAUUCGCCCUCCUUCGGACUGGCAGCCACCUUUCUCAGUGGAAUUGGAUAGCUUCCGCUUCACACCACGCAUCCAGAGGCUUAAUGAGUUGGAGGCGGAGACCCGAGUGAAGCUGAAUUAUUUGGACCGCAUUGCCAAGUUUUGGGAGAUUCAAGGAUCCUCUUUGAAAAUCCCAAAUAUUGAAAGGCGCAUUCUUGAUCUUUUCAGUCUGUCCAAGAUUGUGACAGAAGAAGGAGGUUUUGAGAUGGUCUGUAAGGAACGGCGCUGGGCUCGUGUGGCCCAGAGGCUUGGCUACCCUGCAGGCAAGAACAUAGGCUCCCUUCUGCGCUCGCAUUACGAGAGGAUUGUCUACCCCUUUGAAAUGUUCCAAUCUGGUGCCAGCCUGCCGCAUUGCAAGCCAAAGCACUAUGACGGUGAGGAUGUGGAUAAAGAGUACAAGCCCCACUCCAUUCCCCUGCGCCAGUCGGUCCAGCCAUCUAAAAUGAGCAGUUACGGACGCAGAGCCAACCGCUGCCAGCCAGAUGGUCCAGAGGAUCUGGCCCCCCAUCCUCUCACCACUGGCUCUCAACUCAUCUCUGCGCCUGAACCAACAGAGGAAGAUAUCGAGAAGAACCCAGAGCUGAAGAAGCUGCAGAUCUAUGGUGCAGGGCCUAAAAUGAUGGGACUGGGUCUGGUGGCCAGGGACAAAGGCAUUAGAAAGAAAGAAGAGCUGCCUCAAACUGUUACUGUCCGGGACAGCGUGUCUUCAGCAGCAGCCACUGCUGCUAGUGAUGCCUCAGUCACAGAGGAGCCACUGGAGGCUCAGGAGAAGCAGAUUGAUGGGAGCACACCUGGCCCCCCAGUGCUUCCCUCGAGCACCUCAGUUAAGACGGAAGUGAAGAAAGAGGAGUCAGUGGAAGAGGGUGAGAAGGACAUUGAUCAGGGGCAAGAUGAUGUAGAUGGACCCUGCACCAAGAUGACCAUGAGGCUGAGACGCAACCUCAACAAUCCGCAGUUUGCCGACUCCUUUGUGUGUCGGAUGUGUGGCCGGGGAGAUGAUGAUGAGAAGCUCCUGCUGUGUGAUGGCUGCGAUGAUAACUACCACACCUUUUGUCUCCUGCCUCCACUCACUGAUCCUCCUAAAGGCAAUUGGCGAUGUCCCAAAUGUGUGGCAGAGGAAUGCAAGAAGCCUUCAGAAGCUUUUGGCUUUGAACAAGCUACCCGAGAGUACACUCUUCAGAGUUUUGGGGAAAUGGCUGAUGCUUUCAAAGCAGAUUACUUCAACAUGCCUGUCCAUAUGGUUCCCACAGAACUGGUGGAGAGAGAGUUCUGGAGGUUAGUCAGUAGCAUUGAGGAAGAUGUGACUGUUGAGUAUGGAGCAGACAUACAUUCCAAGGAGUUUGGCAGUGGCUUUCCAAUGAACAAUGGCAAGAGACACCUCACAAAGGAAGAGGAGGAAUAUGCCCGCUGUGGCUGGAACUUGAAUGUGAUGCCAGUGUUGGAGCAGUCAGUUCUGUGCCAUAUCAAUGCUGACAUCUCUGGGAUGAAGGUGCCCUGGCUUUACGUUGGCAUGGUGUUCUCAGCCUUCUGCUGGCACAUCGAAGACCACUGGAGCUACUCCAUCAACUAUCUGCACUGGGGUGAACCAAAGACUUGGUAUGGGGUUCCUUCUGUGGCAGCUGAGCGUCUUGAGGAGGUGAUGAAGAAGCUGACGCCUGAGCUGUUUGAGUUCCAGCCUGACCUCCUCCACCAGCUGGUCACCAUAAUGAACCCCAAUAUCCUCAUGGCUCAUGGAGUACCGGUUGUACGUACCAACCAAUGCGCUGGAGAGUUUGUCAUCACUUUUCCCAGAGCCUACCACAGUGGUUUCAAUCAGGGAUACAACUUUGCUGAAGCUGUCAACUUCUGCACUGCAGACUGGCUGCCUGCGGGCCGUUCCUGCAUUGAACACUACCGGCGUCUGAGGAGGUAUUGUGUGUUCUCCCAUGAAGAGCUCACCUGUAAAAUGGCUGCAUGCCCAGAGAGGCUAGACCUCAACCUGGCAGCAGCUACACACCGGGAAAUGUUCAUUAUUGUUCAGGAGGAGAGGAAACUCCGGAAGGGCUUGAUGGAAAGGGGUAUUACUGAAGCAGAGAGGGAGGCGUUUGAGCUGUUGCCUGAUGAUGAGAGACAGUGUGAUAAAUGCAAGACCACCUGCUUCCUCUCUGCUCUGGCCUGCUCAAACUGUCCUGAGCGUCUGGUCUGUCUCUAUCACACUCAGGACCUCUGCAACUGCCCCACAGACAAACUCUACCUCAGGUACAGAUACACCCUGGAUGAGUUGUUGGCCAUGUUACACCGAUUAAAGGUUCGGUCAGAGUCCUUUGAUUCCUGGGCCAAUAGAGUGAAAGAGGCACUUGAACAGGAGGAAGGAAACAAGAUAGGAAUUGAUGACCUGGAGAUGCUGAAAAAGGAAGCAGCAGAGAAGAAGUUUCCAGACAAUGAACUCCUUCAGAAACUGAACACUGUUAUUAAAGAUGUACAGCACUGCCAACAGACAAGCACGGAACUCCUCAGUAACUCGUCAUCCAGUGGAAGUAAGAUGACCUUUGCGGAGCUGAAGUCCUUAGUAGACACAAUGCAGAACCUGCCGUGUGUGAUGGGUCAGUUGGAGGAAGUGCAGGCGGUUUUGCAGACAAUAGAGGAUUUCCAGGGAAAAGCUCAAGCUCUAGUCAGUGACCGGGACUGGAGGAGGGACUCUCCACCAGCCGAGCAGUUGCAGGCCCUGUUGGACCAGGGGGCCAGUCUGCCUGUGGAGGUACCAGAGUGUGAUUUGCUCCGGGGCCUGCAGGAGCAGGGUCAUUGGCUAGGUGAGGUGAGACGCACCCUGGGCGCAGAAGAAGGAGAGAGAAGAGAGGUGACCUUGGCUGUGCUGCGGAACCUGAUGGAAGCAGGCUGCAACGUGCCCCAGAGUGUAUCAGUGGAGACAGCCAUGGCAGAACUUCAGGAGCUGCUCACAAUCGCAGAGCGCUGGGAGGAGAAGGCACAGAUCUGCCUUGAGCAACGGCAAAAGCACCCUCUCUCUACCCUGGAGGCCAUAGUUAAUGAAGCCCAGCUUAUCCCGGUCAAGCUGCCCAACAUCCUGGCUCUGCAGGGCUGUCUCAGCCGAGCAAGGGCUUGGGUAACAGACCUGGAGGAAAUCCAGAACGGGGAACACUACCCAUGUCUGGAUGACCUUGAGGGCUUGGUGGCCAUUGGAAGGGACCUGCCAGUCUGCAUGGAGGAGCUACGACAGCUUGAACUGCAGGUGGCCAGCGCCCACUCCUGGAGGGACAAGGCCAGCAAGACUUUUCUGAAGAAGAGCAGCCAACACAGUCUGCUAGAGGUGUUAUGUCCAUGUGCAAAACGGAAGGAGAGCAAAGAUGACACUGAGCCGUUAGAUGAUCCAUUAGAUGACUCUGAUACAAACACACUGGGCCUGUCUGCCCAGGACCUGAGGGACCCUGGCGCUAUUGUGAUGGCAUUCAAAGAAGGGGAGCACCAGGAGAAGGAAGCACUACUGAGGAUACAGAAGUUAAACAUGUGUAAAGCUGGACUUGAUACCACAACUUGCAGGGAGGACAAGGAGAACGGGAAGUGGGACGACAGCAUGGAGCUGGACACAUCCAGCCAUUCACAGAACUCUCUAAAGGAGAACGGUAACAGUAACCACACCAGUGCAACCCCUCCUCAGUCAGUGUGUGUGUGUGGUGGGCAGCCUCGUGGCCCUCAGCUCCGCUGCCAUUUGUGUAAAGACUGGUUCCAUGGUGGAUGUGUUCCUUUCCCCUCUUUGCUACCCUCCUCUGGACAAACAGUUAACCCCCUCUGCUGGUGGGACUGGGACUCACGCUUCUUAUGCCCGCGAUGCCAGCGGUCGCGGCGGCCUCGCUUAGAGACCAUCCUGGCAUUACUGGUGGCUCUGCAGAGGCUUCCAGUGCGUCUGCCUGAAGGAGAGGCACUGCAGUGUCUGACAGAGAGAGCCAUCACCUGGCAGGGUCGUGCCAAGGAGGCGCUUGAGACACCAGAGCUACAGAAGGCACUUAAGAAGCUGCAGGAACUCAAAGAGAGUCUCCACUGGGAGGCAGAGAAGGAGGAAGACAUGGAACAGGAGGCGAAAGGGAACUCUGUAAUUGUUUUGUCAGAUUCUGAAGAUGUGGAAGGAGACGAAGGAGUCAUUGAUCUGACAAAAGACAACUCGCCUAAGAAGAGCACCAAGGAGAUGAAUGGCACUCCGGCUGAAUGUGAAAAUGGCAUCAGCAAGAAGUCAAAUGUUACAGGUGUGGGUUCUCUGCUGCCCUUGCUGCCAUUACUUCAAGGCCAGGUAGUGGAGCUGUCCCCAGCCACCAGGGUCCGCUUGGAGGAGCUUCAGCUGGAAGGAGAUCUACUAGAGGUUUCUCUGGACCAGACACACACCAUCCACAGAGUCCUGCAAGCUGCCUCUGUCCCACCCAGAGAGACACUGCGCAUACUCAUUCAGAUUGAGAUUCAGGAGCAGAGAGGAAACAGCCGUGGACGAAGCAAGGAGUCCAAAAGGAAGAGGAAGAGCCACAGAGGGGCCGGUGGGGAAGAGGCGGGACUCAUGUCCCUCGAUGUCUCAGAGUCAAAGAAAACCCGCCCCAUCAGCCACAGUCCCACCCCUCACUUAAUCGAGACACAUCCAGAGAUUUUGUGAUUAUAGUCAGCGGUGGAGCUCUGUGCGAACACAUUGGUCCAACUUCAAAGAGGAACAGAAUCGUCAGAUCAUUCUGUGCCAGAAGACAGUGUCAUGAUACAGAAAGAUGCAGGACAUCCCCUCGUACGCCACGUCCCCCAUCCCUCACUCAUGUAUUCAAACACUAAGAGUGAUGACAGUCUCGAAGCCCCUUCAUGUACACUCCACUGUCUCAUCCUCAACCUUAGCCAUAUCUCACCCACCAUCCAUUUUUCCAUAUCACAGUCCUUCCCAUUUUUAUUUUCCACCCCUCCAACCCCGCCUCAUGCUCCCAGUGAACGUGUUAGGAGUGUGUGGAUCAGACUGCUGUAACGGGAGAGUCCUUCGGUCUUAAAUUGUCUCUGAGAUCAGUCAGUAUGCUAUGUUUUCCCGGCUGUAUUAAAUGCUAGUUCAACUGAGGCUUGUCUCAAUACAGGACAUUGCAGUUUCACUUUACUUGACCCCGCCCACUGAAGUUGGAUAAACGGGGGUUUAAUUAGGCAGUGCUGUUGAGGCAUGAAUCCUGAAGCUGAAGUACAGCAGAAGGUUUUGACAGCCAAUCUUAGGAAACAGCACCGUGGUAACACUUGUAUUUUCUUUUUGUAUUGAAUCUUGUGUUUGAUGAAGCUGUUUGAGGGGACAUGCAUUUUGAAUAAGCCGGUAGUAUAUUUUGGGAAGUGUGAAAAACAGGCAUUCAUGUUUUUGGUGCUACUUUCCCAAAACGGAUAUCUGUACCUCUUGCAUUCAAUCUUUAUCUCUCCCUCCCUCUCUCUCUCUUUCUGCCCUUCCCUCCUGUGAUGCCUUUUUUAGCUCCCAUCCUCUUGACUCCAUGUUUUAUUCUAUUCCUUUGAAUUUGACCUUCUCUGUGUCUCUUUUUCUGCAAAUUAAGGUAACUUCACUGUAACUCACUUUAUCACAUUUUAUUUUGUUCUUGGGUUCAAAUGAUUAUAUUAUUAUUGUUAUUGAUAUUGCAGACACGCAGUUGUCGUGAGUUUGUGUAUAAACUUUUCAUUUUAAUGUUGCCUUUGUUUCUUUUCACUCUUGUUAGAAAAUAAAGGUUUAGAAUUGUUUAGGA